GUCACCAUGUUCCCCUGGGUGCUUCUGACCUGCGCCCUUCUUUGUGCUGCUGACCCUCUGCUGAGUGGCUUUGCCCGCAGAGACCUCCAAAAGGGCGCCCCUCAACUGGUCUGCAGCCUGCCUGGCCCUCAAGGGCCUCCUGGUCCCCCAGGAGUGCCAGGACCCUCAGGAACUGUAGGAAGGAUGGGCUUUCCUGGUAAAGAUGGCCAGGAUGGCCCUGACGGAGACCCCGGAGACAGCGGACAGGAAGGUCCACCUGGUCGGACAGGUAACCGGGGGAAGCCAGGACCAAAGGGCAAAGCCGGGGCCAUUGGGCGGGCCGGCCCUCGAGGCCCCAAGGGGGUCAGUGGUGCCCCAGGCAAACACGGCACUCCUGGCAAGAAGGGGCCCAAGGGGAAGAAGGGGGACCCAGGCCUCCCAGGUCCCUGCAGCUGUGGCAGUGGCCGAGCCAAGUCAGCUUUCUCCGUGGCAGUGACUAAGAGCUAUCCACGGGAACGGCUGCCCAUCAAGUUUGACAAAAUUCUAAUGAAUGAAGGUGGCCACUACAACACAUCCAGCGGCAAGUUUGUCUGCAAUGUGCCGGGGAUCUACUACUUCACAUAUGACAUAACUCUGGCCAAUAAACACCUGGCUAUUGGCCUUGUUCACAAUGGCCAGUACCGUAUCCGGACCUUUGAUGCCAACACAGGCAACCAUGAUGUGGCUUCGGGCUCGACCAUCCUGGCCCUCAAAGAAGGGGAUGAAGUAUGGCUGCAGAUCUUCUACUCGGAACAGAAUGGACUCUUUUAUGAUCCUUACUGGACUGAUAGCCUCUUUACUGGCUUCCUCAUUUAUGCAGACCAAGAGGACCCCAAUGAGGUGUAGAUGGACAGAAAGAGUCAAGUCUUUCAGAGAACAAGU
This is a messenger RNA of Suncus etruscus (white-toothed pygmy shrew), 900 nucleotides long. It is a transcript of the gene C1QTNF2, whose product is annotated as C1q and TNF related 2. Gene Ontology annotation, molecular function: protein binding. NCBI's taxonomy places the organism in Eukaryota, Metazoa, Chordata, Mammalia, Eulipotyphla, Soricidae. The record is from RefSeq and is a predicted model, not a curated record. The coding region runs from base 7 to 864 and encodes 285 amino acids. The transcript has 2 exons.